CGGAGGACAGUGAUGGCGCCCGCCGCGUGGGUCCCGGGCUCACUUUAAGAUCAGUGCCUGUGGCACCCACACAAGAAUGGAAGGGAAUGUCAUUCCCGACCAAGAGCAGCUCCUGCUAUUUUUAAAGAAGCUCAAAGAAGUGUUCGAUGUUUGCGACGAUGAUGCGGACGGAUACAUCAGCGUUGAGCAUUUCGUUGAUCUUGGAUUGCAGUUCGGGCAAGGGGAUGAGGUGAAGAAGCUGGCCAGGUACCUAGACCCCGACACGCAGGGCCGCCUCACCUUCAAAGACUUCUGCCAUGGAGUGUUCGCCAUCAAAGGCUGUGAGGAGAUCCUCAAGACUGCCCUGGGGUCCUCCAACAUCGGCCGCCGACCCUACGAGACCGACAACGGAUACUACUAUCAGCGCGGGGCGGAGGGAGCGGAGCGCCCCGUCGUCAUGUGCUCGCGGCCGUACCCCGCCUCCUGCGCCCUGUUCCCGGACGAGGAGGGGCUGAGCGGCCGAGACGCGCACGAGUCGGACCUGGACAGCGCCGUGGAGAGCGCCCCGGGCUCCGAAACGUCGGAGGGGGGCCGGUCCGCCGACAAGGACGAAGGCCUCGGGGGGCUCUUCCUGCCCGGAAACAAGUUUGGUCAGAUGAACCCCUCGGUGACCUCUGACCUGUCCACGCGCUCCUCUGCCUCCCUGAAUGAGGAGCAGUUCGAGGACUACGGAGAGGGGGAGGACGUGGACUUCAGUCCCAGCAGCCCCUGCCCUGAUGAUGAAACCCGCACCAACGGCUACUCUGACCUGGGCUCCUCUGUUCCAUCCAGUGCUGGACAGACUCCACGGAAGAUGAGGCACUUGUACAACAGCGAGCUGAUGGACGUGUACUGCUCCCAGUGCUGCAAGAAGGUCAACCUGCUCAACGACCUGGAGGCUCGCCUGAAGAACCUCAAGGCCAACAGUCCCAACAGGAAAAUCUCAAGCACAGCCUUUGGACGGCAACUCUUCCACAACAGCAACAUCAGCAGCAGCAAUGGCAGCACGGAGGACCUGUUCAGAGACAGCAUCGACUCCUGCGACAUCGACAUCACCGAGAAGGUGAGUUAUCUGGAGAAGAAGGUGACAGAGCUGGAGAAUGACAGUCUGAUGAACGGUGAUCUGAAGUCCAGGCUGAAGCAAGAGAACACACAGCUGGUCCACAGGGUUCACGAGCUGGAGGAGCAGAUGAAGGACCAGGAGGCGAGAGCGGAGCAGACGAUGGAGGAGGAGCUGAAGAGGCACCGCGAGGCCUACAGCAAGAUGGAGCGGGAGAAGACUACAGAGAUAGAGCUGCUCACUAACAGGGUCCAGGUGCUGGAGGACGAGAAUGGAGAGAUGGACCUCAACAUGAGCCGGCUGAAGUCUCAGACAGAGAAACUGGACGAGGAGAAGCAGCGGAUGACUGAUAAGCUGGAGGACACCAGUCUGAGGCUGAAGGAUGAGAUGGAUCUGUAUAAGAAGAUGAUGGACAAGCUGAGGCAGAACAGACACGAGUUCCAGAAGGAGCGGGAGGCCAUGCAGGAGCUGAUAGAGGACCUGCGGCGGGAGUUGGAGUACCUGCAGCUGUUUAAGCUGGAGACGGAGAAGCCGGGCCGCGGCCGCCUGUCCUCCUCCAGCAUGUCCGAGUUCAACGCCAAGACGCGCGAGAUGGAGAUGGAGUACGAGAUUAAGCGCCUCAAGCAGGAGAACCAGAAGCUCCGGGACCAGAACGACGACCUGAACGGCCAGAUCCUCAGCCUCAGCCUGUACGAGGCCAAGAAUCUCUUUGCCACGCAGACCAAGGCCCAGUCGCUGGCUGCCGAGAUCGACAACGCUUCCCGAGAUGAGCUGAUGGACGCCUUGAAGCAGCAGGAAGAGAUCAAUUUCCGCCUCAGGCAAUACAUGGACAAGAUUAUCCUGGCCAUCCUGGACCACAACCCCUCUAUCCUUGAGAUCAAGACCUAGACAUCACCACUGAUGGAAAGGAAACAGAGCCACACUGAGCAGGCACCACCCCCUACAGCACGGGGGUGUGAACUGCACCAUCACAGCCACUGGAACUAAAGUCAUUAUGUGUUUACAAAAGGAGUUUUGGUACUUCACUGUAGUAAUGUUUGAGUCACAAGAAAUGUUUAUCUUCCAUGCACUUUCCCCCCUUUAUUAUUUUUUGAAUAUAUUUGUCAUUGCUACUGUUGACGUCUUAAAAAAAUUAAAGGAGGAAGGCACUUUGAGUGUUCUUAAUAUGAAGAGUAUUUAAGUUUUGCAUAAGUACUACCUCUGAGUAUAUAGGAGCAGCGUUACACAAAACUGCAACAUAUACAGAGGUAAAGCGUAUGAGUGCACAGACAGGGAAAUACAUCUGAGAGCCUCUGAUAAAUGGCGGACCCCCAUUGACAGUGACUGUACUUAAUGUCCAACCACACCCGAGCCCCAGCGAUAGCCCCGAGGGAGCGGAUUUGAGCGCUGUGCAGGUCGAUUGAGAAUGAGACGUGGCAAGUGACGACGUGUGCCAGCUGCUGGUGGAAGCAGCGCAGGGAGAGGGUGAGCUGGGAGCAGCUGCUGCGUUUGGGCACAGGACUCUGAGUCUGUUAGAGUAGACCAGAGGGCCGUACUGGUGGUUAAGCGCUUGCUGAAGGUGCAAGAUGGCCGACUCUUUCUCCUGCGAUGGAGGGCUGUGGAUCAGUCGGAUGAGUUCACGGGGAAUGGGUUAACGGUCAGUGCUAGGUGCGCUUGUGGCAUUUGUGGGGUGUGACUGCAGAUUGCAGAGAGGUGUGGAUGUUACCGAAAAGGGAUUGGAUAAGAAGAGGGAUACUCCAUGUCUCUGAAAUCCUGAGAUCUGUUAAAUGGGGUGAGCUACAGGGACCACAUGACCACUUGUCGUGUAUAAUCGGGAGCAGUGUGAGGUCGCUGUUGAGCUGCUGUUCACAGAGGAAUGGAUCUCAGCGGGAGCUGGUGCUCUCCGCAGGGGGUCCUAAAAGCCACCACAAUGCUGGGGUGGGGUAAGGUUAGGUACUCCAGGGAGGGGGCGAUGUGGGGUCUUGUGCGGCUAUUCUGGACCCGCAGUGUGUGUUUGUUCCCAGGGGCUGCAGGUCAGGUCCAUCACUGAAGGCUUCUGCAGUGAGGGUAAAGCCCUGUGAAGUCUGUAUGUCACUGUGGUGUUUAGCUAGCACCUGCUGGAUGGGGUAAAAAGAUUUUAAGAUUUACCCUGCCAAACUCACCACCCUGUCUGUUUCAGACGGAUGAGACAGUCACCCAGUUACCCAUAGAUAUCCGUCUGGAGAAUGCAUGUAGAAACUUUUGUCUUGUGGUGGAGUAUCAACUUAUCCAAUCCAUGAUAAAACACCAUGGUAGACCUUAUAAAAUAUGCAGGGCUAAAUGUAAUAAACUAAUGUAAUAAAUUAAAAUGCUGAGUUUACCAACUCCACUUGGGAAUUAAUAAAAUGUGAACUCAGAGCUCCCCCUGCUGGCUCUUACUGCUAGGGCAGCUUGGUGGUCUGCGGUCAGCGUCAUGUCCGCAUUUCCAGCAGAAUUUUCAGUGCAGCCAAUUAGGUCCACAGCGUUCGGGGGUAACGCGUGUUAUGACUCAAAAGAGAAAAUAUCAUCGGGAAAGAAGGCACAAUACUGCACAAAGAUUACCGGAAAUGAAGUGAAAUCUGCUUAUACGCAGUAUUUAUUCCAAGGGUUUCAGGGGAAAUGUAUGUAAUAUAAGGAAUGGUGGUCACAUUUGGGUUGUACAGAGUCUUUGUGUGGUGUGGCACCAGAAAUAAUAAUAAUGUUUGUACACUGUAAAUGUCAUGAAUGCAUCACCUUGCAUUUCACUCCUGUUAAUGGGGCUGUUGUAAAUAGGUCCAUUUUGUUGAGAUAUUUAAGUCGUGCGUAGCAGUAUUUGAAGACAUGUAAUUAGGGAAAGGCUACAAGUAAUUAUCUACUGUAAACUAUUUGUUUUGCUUCGUUGCACAAAAUUAGUUUCUUUGCAUGUUCUCACAUAUUUGUGCCUUUUUAUCUCAAGAAGUGACACGCUUAUCCCCCCUUGGCCAUCUACAUAGAGCUUUUGUACAUUUGCAUUCAAACCUGUGUCUAAACUUUCUUUUUUUCCAAAAAAAAUUGUAAAUGUUGUACAGAAAAUAGUGACUAUUUGUAUCCAUGUGCCACUCAUCACACUUUAAGAAAUGAAAAAAGUAUUUUUUACCAGUUUUAAGAGAAAUUGAGAAAUAGAUUACAUGCCUGUGUAAACUUUACAGCACAAUGUUUAAGUUGUUGGUUAAAAUGUUUCACGGUUUGGGUGAGUUUUUUUUUUGUUUGUUUUUUUUUCCUUUCUCUCUUCAAUGAUGGCUCAUUUGUGACUGCAGUGUUGGUGUGUUGUCAUUUUUGACCGAUUCGACUGCUUUUGCUUUUUUUGUCAGGUUCCCAUUCAUUUUCUUUUCUGUCUUUGCCCACUUCUCCCAUUUAAAACAGUCAAAAGCACUAUUACCCCCCUCCCCAUGCCAAAAUGUAGAUGUGCUCAUCCAGAGACUUGACUGUUUACAGUAAUUCAGUGACUUCUCACUGAUAGACACUGUGUCCAAACCUGCUGCACAUUUGGUGCCCUUCAUCCUGGCCUGCAGGGAAUUGAAUCCUGUCGGGAGUUGUCUUGUCCUGCUCUUUGAGAUAAAAGUGGCCAAUUCUGUUAUAGAGGAAGAAAUAUGCAUACAUACUACAUUUCCUGUCCUGUCACAAAUGGGCACUCUCGGUUUAGAGGGGCUUUGCCUUUGAAAAAUGUGUCCUUUCAGUUCUGUGUGUAGCGUAGCAGGUCAGAGCACCACAAGGAAAAAACCCACUGGAUCCCAGUUUAUUUUUAUUUCUUUUUUAAUGGUGUCAAUCAUUGCAUCUCUACCACAAAGCAGGCCUAUCCUAGCGAUUACACAAUGUGGACAGGGUGUUGAGAAUGGUGGUGAGAGGGGGCAGAGUGGCAGAGGGGGUAGUAUUGCUUUGUCACCCAAAUCAGAACAUUGUUUUAUUUCUUUUCUUUUUCUUUUCUUUUGAACACACACACAGGCUGAUGCCAGUCCUUGCAGGUAGUUGUGAUGUACAAAUUUCUGCUGUAAAUAAAUUUAUUUGCUUUGGCAUGACUUAAAAA
Conger conger (European conger) is the source of this 5117-nucleotide messenger RNA. RefSeq names its product RAB11 family interacting protein 4 (class II) b (gene rab11fip4b). Gene Ontology annotation, biological process: regulation of cytokinesis; endocytic recycling. Gene Ontology annotation, molecular function: calcium ion binding. Lineage: Eukaryota; Metazoa; Chordata; Actinopteri; Anguilliformes; Congridae. The transcript is spliced from 15 exons. The coding region runs from base 77 to 1966 and encodes 629 amino acids. The record is from RefSeq and is a predicted model, not a curated record. Gene Ontology annotation, cellular component: recycling endosome membrane; midbody; cleavage furrow.